AUGAUUCAGAUGCGAUCUUUGGAGUUUCGAAAGUUGUACCAGGCGAGUUUUCAAGAUUACAGUCCCCUGUGUCAAACGAUUUGCUCACUUACCCCAGAUCUUCCUACUCAAACUUGGCCAAAUCCCUCACUUGUACCAACCGGAGACCUGUUCGCUGAACGAGCCCAGAUACACACAGAUCGUCUCUCCACUGUGGCCGAAGAGGAAGCAUUGCAGUUCGCAUUGGCCAAUGGCACACCUCUUUCAGCCGUCAGGGCCGAACAGCCCAGCGAACACAAUAAGCAACACAAUACCGAACAGCCCAGCGAACACGGCAGCCAACCAACUACCGAACAGCUGGGCGAGCAGCCCAGCGAACACGACAGCCAACCAACUACCGAACAGCUGGGCGAGCAGCCCAGCGAACACGACAGCCAACAAGUCACCGAACAGCUGGGCGAGCAGCCCAGCGAACACAAUAGCCAACAAAAUACCGAACAGCUGGGCAAGCAGCCCAGCGAACACAAUAGCCAACAAGUUAGUAAAUCGAUCUCGAAGAGUUCCCAUUCUUCGUCUUCAAACUCCACGCCUUCGACACCUUUCCAAGCCACUGGCUUGAGUCCAAUUCAAUCAAACACUUCGGCAACUCCACAGUCUACAUUCGGCUCCUCAUCAACUGGUGACCUUGGCGUCACACCCCACAGCAUCGAUCAAGGCCGACGCGAAGCUGCUCUUCGUCUCCAGCUCUUGGAAAUUCCUUCCCAUUCUUACACAUCCGAAGGCCCCGAAAUCCCUCAGCUUGACGUUUCGGUACACCGAUCUCAAGCUAGCCAAGGUGACAACAUACGCGAAGUUGGUGGCUUUGCCCGCACACCCAAGCAGGAUAUCAUCAACGAUCCCCGAUACGAUUCAUUUGAGGUGCCCUUUCGCUGGAUCCCUAGGGCUUUUGAUACCAUGGCAGACUACAAUGUGGAGAACCAUUAUGUCUCCAAGCACGUCGAAGUUGAAUGGCUCGACCCGCCUGCUCUUUUUCCCUACGACAUAAGAGCCCGUCAUGCGAAUUUCUUCGUCAGCGACAAAGCCUUCGAGGACGGUCCGGACAAGCUUGUGUGGAGGUCCAUCUGGAGAUGCAGUGGUAACUGCUGCCAGGUAGAAGCCCCACGGCAGACACUGGCACAAGUUUUAGCAGAGCGAAAGGGUUCCUCGCUCUCCGAAGACCUGGAUGAGACUUCGCCCCCACCAGCAUCAAGCCCGCUCAAAACGCAAUCAUCAAAAGGUUUACCUCAAAGGUGUGCCUUUUUCGCCGAGCCCUGUCACGCUCACGGUCAACAGAUACGAAUGACUCCUCGACAGAUACAUCGCGCAGUCUGCACUUUGAUUAGAGCCCGAAUCGCCUAUCAUGGUGAACCCCAACCUUUACACCUACUCCGUCUUUCCCCUUAUGUCAGAAAUCUUCUUCAUGACGCUGCAACAAUGGUUGGCACCACCGAAUCACGUUUAAAAAUUCGUUGGGACCAACAUUUCUGCCAAUACCAUCAGUAUGUAACAUGGGCCAAGAAAGAAUGCCCCUGGCGGUUGCCGAAGGAUCGAGACUUUACCACUGCCAUCAGGACGGCUCUUCGUCGAGAGAGACUUGAUAAAUUGCCAUUGGCAGCAAUUGCUAUUGUUCAUGCCGCGAAUCCUGAAUCGUUUCUCAGCUAUCAGUACCCCAGUAGUCUUCAACUUGGUGGCGUUGAACACAUCCCAAAAGAUGAAGAAUUCCUCUGCGUUAUCGCCCCGAAACACGCUCUUCAAUCCGCCAUCCGCCACGCCAGAGAGCAGGGAUUAGCCAUGGACUCUUCUUGGAGAAACAAGAACGCCAUAAGGUGCCCAGUCACUUUUUUGACCACUGUCAAUGAGUACGGUCACAUGGUUCCCGUUGCUGUGAUGGUCUCAAAUCACGCAAACACAGACACAUACACACAUUUCCUUGAAACAGUUCGCGAAGCUAUCGAAAACGAAGCCCGUGCGCUUGUCAGUGGGAAAUCGGACAUUGUCAGUUCGGCAGAGGAUAAGGACUCCUUGCUCAUGUAUGCCGACGAUAUCGCCUUCGACGGAUUCACCCCUCUAUUUGUCAUGAUCGAUUGCGACGAUGCAGAGCGAAAUGCUGUUGAAGAAGUAUUCCCGGGAACACCAGUUCGUCUCUGUCAAUUUCACUUCAUGCAAGCUGCCCGAUCUCGAGGACAGUCUAUCUUUGGCAGAGAUCCCACUGGCUGUCAAAAGGUUUCUCAAUUUCUUGCGGGACUUCGUGACUGCCAGCGAUGCGAUGACGAAGAACACUGGGACGAGACAUAUGCACGUUUCCAGGUCAACCUCGCAUCCUUGACGCGAAACAAUACGGAGACAUGUGAGGACAUUUCGCGAUGGCUUGAAAGCUGGUGGUUCAGCGAUAGGUGGAGGCCAGCCCUGGUUGACUACGGACUUCCAGCAAAUCACACCAGAGAUGGAACUCUUUCCACAAACAACUUCGUCGAGGCGGCUUUUCGCACAUUUGAUCGUGUUUUCCUCGAAGCCAGAGCCAAUAAGCGCAUUGAUAGACUCAUUGUCAUCAUCAUCAAUGUCUACUUCCCAAUGUACCUGCACUCUCCUCCAACUUCCGGCCGGUGUGACCCUCAAGUCCGCGAAGUCAUUCUACUAGGACUGGAUCUGUGGCAAGUCAAUGCUGUCAGACUGUGCCCUCCAAAUCAAUGUCCCGAACUGCCUGUCCGACUUCGGGCUACUUACAAAGUUCAGUACGCCCACCUAUCCAGCGGCAGCCGCGAUCCUCCACAAGUCCACUACUGCGGAAUUAUUGCCGGUAGCCAACGUGAAUGGUGCUCGUGUUCGUUCUUCAAUCAGCGAGGCAAACGGUGCGGUGCCCUCUGGGCUUUCUAUUGUUAUCGAAAUUGUGGAAGUCAAGAAGCCUAUGUCGAAGAAAUCACCACCAUUGCUUCUUCUAUGUCCUUAUCCUCGGGCACAAAGCGUGAACACCAACGCGUCGACACUUCGCUUGACGCUGACAGGGAGGACUUGAUAGCCUGGUGGGGACAUGAUCCCACCGAACCUGUGGAGCGCUAUUGGAGCACCACCGAACGACCAACAAAGUCGACUGCCGUGAACAUCGACAGCGAACACUUGGACUCGCUGGUCAGACCGUUAUUGCCCCCUCUCAGCUCCCCCAUCGGCAGACGACAUACACGAAAUCGUGCUCGACUGCAACCGCCCCCUGAAGAUCCGCAGGUCUCUAGUCAGCUUGAUGGACACGGAGCAGUGGAUCGUGGCGGUAGACCUGCACACACGCGUCCCUUACAUCCUGGAAGAAGUCGGAAGCCCCCAAAGAGUCAUAUUGCAUUCCGUCCCGAAAAGUUGCCCUCGCAACAAAGGCCUGUCGGUGCAGUGAACCACCAACAGUCCUGUUUCGCACAGGCGUUGUUCCAUGUCCUUCUGCGUCUUCCAACCUUCGCCGAAGGGCUUGACGCCAUCAAGCAACCACUUCGUCACCAUUUGCCUGGUCUGACUCAAAUUUUGGAGAACUUUCACCAUUGUAUCUCAACAUCUCACACGGUCGUUGACAUUCCAACGAUGGUGGAUGUCUUGCGACGCGAAGGAUUCAUUGACGAGCAAGCUCAACAUGAUCCUUGCGAGCUCUUCGAAAGAAUCAGUGUCCAGAUCCGUCAUGACCCAACACUUGAACAUUAUAUGCAGGUUCUUCACAUCCACCCAGCUCGAUUCAACACCGUUCCUAGUCCUGUGCCUGUCACCAUGUCUCAGAUGAUUGAACACGCUUUCUGGCGUCAGUUACUGCCCCGACCUUGUUCUACUUGUGGUCAACUCGCUCCCACUCGAGCGCGGGCGACAUUAUCAAAAGACGAAGACUUCACCACUGAAGUCCUUGUCCUCAAUGUGGUGUGGGAUCUCCGCGACGCAUCAGCAUCUGUGGGUCCGUCUAUCAGUCGUUUUUCGAUCGAAGAGGAGCUUAAUCCUCGCGUCUUAUCGGGCAUUUCGCCGUCCUCCCCAAGCGAACAGCCAUUCACUUUCAAAUUGGGUGGAAUGAUAUGCCGAAAAGGUGCUCUUCUUGCCCGUGACACCGGUCACUAUGUGGCUUUGAUACAAAAAGGAGGCUACUGGUGGGAUAUUGACGACGAAAAGGUUACUCGACUCAACUUCUGCAAUGCGGCCUUUGAAUCUACUCGAUUUCCUGUCAUGCUUUUCUAUCAGCGCGAACACCUAUCUUUGUCCGAAAACCAGUCGUCUGCGACUCCACAUACACCACGUCCUGACGGUGGGCCAACCCGAAGUGCAAUAGCAAAGAAUCCCACUGAAAUGAUCAAGUCUGAUAUCCCUUCAAGUCAACCUAGCAUCCCUUCAAAAGGGUCUCACGACCGUUCCUCCAGUACGCUUUCCAAUACGGCUACCAGUUUGACUCUUGACCUCGAGCUCACUGUUCCGUUGCAACCUCGAUGCCGCUUAGCGAUCACACGAAGCGAAGUCGCCGAUCGCCUGCAGAAAGUACUCUUGGGUCCUCCCGAAACAACCCGGGCGCUGGUGUCCGUCAAACCAUUCGGUGGUAUCACCAGGGUCAAUGUUGAAGCAAUCAACUCGAUUUGCAUGGCAUUAUGGCAUGAUGCUGCUAAAAAAGAGCCGAAGUCCCAAAGACCAAGCUUGUAUCUUGAGGACAUCCGAACGGACAUCAAUGCUGUGGACUUCCAAAAGUGGCUUAGUAGCCCCGAUGGGUGGUACUCCAGGUUCGGGAUACAGGAUAUCGUUUCGGCAAUCAACAGGCUAGUGAGUAGGUCAAGGGCAUCUCGAGAAAAUACUACAAGCAAUGGACCUUCGGUUCAGUUCCGUGUGCUCAAUCCUGGAACUCAGUGGCUUGGUGGAGAUUCUGGCCAGUGCCCAUGGCCAUCUUUAGGCAAGGACGGGAGCUGGAGAAAACAAGUCACCGUAUCUGUGGUCAUGAUCCAAGAAGAUGCUCACUUCGGGGUAGUUGUGAUUUUUGGCCCACAGAAAUUAGUUGUGAUGCUCGACGGGACGGCCGGGAAACACGAUACGCUUGCCUUCAAGAAGGUAUGUAUCAAUGCCAUGUUGGCCAAAGAUCAAUCCUGA
This is a messenger RNA of Tremella mesenterica DSM 1558, 5103 nucleotides long. RefSeq lists its product as uncharacterized. The record is from RefSeq and is a predicted model, not a curated record. The coding region runs from base 1 to 5103 and encodes 1700 amino acids. The transcript is spliced from 8 exons. NCBI's taxonomy places the organism in Eukaryota, Fungi, Basidiomycota, Tremellomycetes, Tremellales, Tremellaceae.